Acaulospora colombiana is the source of this 157-nucleotide messenger RNA. Lineage: Eukaryota; Fungi; Glomeromycota; Glomeromycetes; Diversisporales; Acaulosporaceae. The record is from the annotation of a GenBank genome assembly.
AUGGAACCUAAAAUAAUCAGAAACGAGAUUCAGAGGAUAGCUGAUGAAACUUACCAGAGGCUCAGGGAGGGUGAAGAUGUUACAACCGCAAUACCCAUAUUCCAAGUUAUUGAGACGAGGGAAUUUGGUCGCAAAUUCAUCGAUAUUCUCAAAAGAA